CUUUAAGAAUGUCUGAGAAGGACCAGAAGGAGCAAAUUGAAGUGAGUCAAGCGGAAGUUGAACAAGUUGCGAAGAACGAGCAAGAAAUUGAAAAUAAGCAAAAGGGACAAAAAGAGAAGAACCAGGGAGAGGUUAUAGAGAAGGAGAAUGGAGGGGGUAAGAAGAAAGAUGAAGAAGAGAAGAAGGAGAUUAGAGAAGAAAAGAAGGGAGAGAAAGGAGAUGACAAAGGUGAAGAAAGUGAAGAAGGUGAAGGUGCUGGAGAAGUGGAGGGCAAAGAUGGAGCGGCUACUGAGGGAGAAGAGGCUAAAGAGGAUGUAAAGAAUGAAGUAGAGAAAGAGGAUGAUGCUGAUCUUAAAUCUGUCUAUGUGAAAAAUGUCGACUAUAGCGCAGAUAUUAACUCUCUUAGGGAGCAUUUUAAAGGUUGAGGAGGGAUAGCCCGUGUAACUAUCAUAUGUAACAGAUUGACUGGGCAACCCCUUGGUUAUGCCUAUAUUGAGUUCGAUAUGAUUGAAGGUGUUGAGAAAGCAAUCAGCCUUUAUAACAAAUCUAUGUUCAAAAAUAGACAGAUAACAGUAAUGAAAAAGAGGAAAAACCUUCCAGGUAGAGGCAGUAGAGUCAGAAGAGGCAGUAGAGGCAGAAGAGGUAGAAGAGCUUUCAAUACUAGAUUUGCAGGCUUUGGCAGAGGCUUUUUUGCAUGGAGACCAUAUCGUAGAGGCAGAAAUAAUCGCUAUUAA
Molecule: messenger RNA, 734 nt
Organism: Moneuplotes crassus
Lineage: Eukaryota; Ciliophora; Spirotrichea; Euplotida; Euplotidae
Source: the annotation of a GenBank genome assembly